CGUCAUUGUCCGCGCAACGCGACAUCGCGUGGAUCGAUCGAUGGUGGCUCGGCAUUGUCCAACAUGCCUCCGCUGCGACAACCUGGUACCGCUGCCAUGGCGACCGUGCUUGAAAAGGUGAUGCGCCAGCUGUGGGACCUUGACGACGCGCGCGACAAUUCGUGCACUGUGGCCCCACCAGUCACCCCCCAAGAGGCUCAAGAGUUCGUCGAUGCCAUCGCAGACAUGCUGCGGCAGUCCGGCGCCGACUACGACCAGUGCGACUGGAUGAGCGACGUCGACGAGUACCUGGAGUCCGAAUGGUACACGCUAGAGAGCAUAUAAGCGGCGUGGAAUCAAUCUUAUUUAACUGUCGA
This is a messenger RNA of Aphanomyces invadans, 356 nucleotides long. RefSeq lists its product as hypothetical. NCBI's taxonomy places the organism in Eukaryota, Oomycota, Saprolegniomycetes, Saprolegniales, Verrucalvaceae. The record is from RefSeq and is a predicted model, not a curated record. The coding region runs from base 64 to 324 and encodes 86 amino acids. The transcript has a single exon.